GCGCAGCAGAGGGCAGAUAUCAGUGUCGAUGGCAUUCAUUCCCAGCUAUUCUUAGGAGCCUCUCAGGAGCUCCACACAGCCUGGCCAGGCAGCAAGGGACGGAGCAGAGGCCGCCGCUGUCAGCACCAGCAUGUCCUACAGCGUGACCCUGACAGGGCCUGGGCCCUGGGGCUUCCGUCUGCAGGGGGGCAAGGACUUCAACAUGCCGCUCACCAUCUCCCGGAUCACACCGGGCAGCAAGGCUGCCCAGUCCCAGCUUAGCCAGGGUGACCUCGUGGUGGCCAUUGAUGGCGUCAACACAGAUACCAUGACCCACCUGGAGGCCCAGAACAAGAUCAAGUCUGCCAGCUACAACCUGAGUCUCACGCUGCAGAAGUCAAAGCGUCCCAUUCCCAUUUCCACGGCAGCGCCACCAAUCCAGUCCCCUCUGCCGGUGAUUCCCCACCAGAAGGACCCUGCUCUGGACGCCAACAGCAGCCUGGCAGCACCCAGCCCCCACCCCGAGGCGAGGGCCAGCCCGGGCACCCCAGGCACCCCGGAGCAUGGGCUGACCUUUAGCUCCUCCUUCUCCCAGACCUCCGUCUUCUCCUCACACACGGAGGCCUCUGACCUCGGCCCUCCACGGGGCAGCCCGGGGGCCAAGACCAGCCUGAAGGGGGCCCUGGACUCACUCAGCCUGAAAGGCCCGCUGGGCUCGAGCCAGCCAAGGCAGUAUAACAACCCCAUUGGCCUGUACUCAGCAGAGACCCUGAGGGAGAUGGCUCAGAUGUAUCAGAUGAGCCUCCGAGGGAAGGCCUCAGGUGCCGGACUCCUAGGAGGCGCCGACUACCAGGAACGCUUCAACCCCAGCGCCCUGAAGGACUCGGCCCUGUCGACCCACAAGCCCAUUGAGGUGAAGGGGCUGGGUGGCAAGGCCACCAUCAUCCACGCGCAGUACAACACGCCCAUCAGCAUGUACUCCCAGGACGCCAUCAUGGAUGCCAUCGCUGGGCAGGCCCAGGCCCAGGGCAGUGACUUCAGUGGGAGCCUUCCUAUCAAAGACCUCACCGUGGACAGUGCCUCUCCUGUGUAUCAGGCUGUGAUUAAGAACCAGAACAAGCCGGAAGACGAGGCUGAUGAGUGGGCCCGCCGCUCCUCCAACCUGCAGUCUCGCUCUUUCCGCAUCCUGGCCCAGAUGACGGGCACGGAAUACAUGCAAGACCCUGACGAAGAAGCUUUGCGAAGGUCAAGGCCCCAGGCCUCUGCCUACAGUCCUGCUGUGGCCACCUCUCCAGCACCUGCCGCCCAUACAUACAGCGAGGCCCCAGCUGCCCCUGCACCCAAGCCCAGGGUUGUCACCACUGCCAGCAUCCGGCCUUCUGUCUACCAGCCAGUGCCUGCAUCUACCUACAGCCCAUCCCCAGGGGCCAAUUACAGUCCCACCCCCUACACCCCCUCCCCUGCCCCUGCCUACACCCCCUCCCCUGCCCCCACCUACUCCCCCUCACCUGCACCAGCCUAUACCCCCUCACCAGCCCCAAGCUAUAACCCCACGCCCUACAGUGGGGGCCCUGCGGAGUCUGCCAGCCGCCCCCCAUGGGUGACAGAUGACAGCUUCUCUCAGAAGUUUGCCCCGGGGAAAAGCACCACCUCCAUCAGCAAGCAGAGCCUGCCCCGAGGGGCCCCUGCCUACACCCCACCGCUGCAGGGUCCCCAGGUGUCCCCCCUUGCCAGGGGUACUGUCCAGAGGGCCGAGCGCUUCCCAGCCAGCAGCCGGACUCCGCUCUGUGGCCACUGCAACAGCAUCAUCCGGGGCCCCUUUCUGGUAGCCAUGGGCCGCUCCUGGCACCCAGAAGAGUUCAACUGUGCCUACUGCAAGACCUCCCUGGCAGAUGUAUGCUUUGUGGAGGAGCAGAACAAUGUUUACUGUGAGCGGUGUUAUGAGCAGUUUUUCGCCCCAGUCUGUGCCAAGUGCAACACCAAAAUCAUGGGGGAAGUGAUGCACGCCUUGAGACAGACGUGGCACACCACCUGCUUUGUCUGUGCAGCCUGCAAGAAGCCCUUCGGGAAUAGCCUCUUCCACAUGGAAGAUGGGGAGCCCUACUGUGAGAAAGACUAUGUCAACCUGUUCAGCACCAAGUGUCAUGGCUGUGAUUUCCCCGUGGAGGCUGGUGACAAAUUUAUCGAAGCCCUGGGGCAUACCUGGCACGACACCUGCUUCAUCUGCGCAGUCUGCCAUGUGAAUCUGGAGGGGCAGCCAUUCUACUCUAAGAAGGACAAACCCCUGUGCAAGAAGCAUGCACACGCCAUCAACGUGUAGGGAGCCCAGGGCAUCUGAUGCGAACGGGCAGGAAGCUGCUGCUGCUGGCAACCAAGGAUUCAAGGAGGCUGAUGUUUCUUUUUUGGGGGGAAAGGAGAAGACCAGAAGUGACUGAGCCCUUUGAAGUAUAACUUUAGUCCUUUCUUCUGCACACAGAUCGUGUAUUUGCAUAGUUCAGCCUAGAAGCCAAAUGAAGAUUCCUGAACCAAGCUAGUCAUUAAUCCAAGACUGGAAUUGUACUUCGAACAUUGAGGACAGAAUUCCAAGAACUCAAACGUGAAAAAAAAACCUAACUUUCCCAAAGCAAUACACUUCCCUGAGCUCACCAGAGCAGUGACAGAGCUCAGAGCAGUUUUGGAGAAUCGGAAGCGUUCUCCAGAGUUGUGUAGAGCGCCUCUGGCAAACAAAAUGAAGUGCCAAACAGUCCUCACUGCAGGGUAUUUUUAGAGCCCUAGCUGAGAGCUUGUUAGCUAAGACCAAUUGGGCUUUCUUCACCAAAAAAGGAAGUGUUAUUCCGUGACUCGCGUCAUGGAGCUACCUCUGCACAUCAGACUUCAGACCUUGCCGGGGUUUGGACAUUCUCAAGGGAGCCCAGACAUCGGAGAGAUGGCUUCUGGGAGCUGCUGGGCAAUAGACAGGGCAAGGACAGGGCUGGCACCACAAACAGCUGAGGAAAGGAGGGCUCUUCGGCUGCCCUCUUUCAGUCUGAAACAUCCAGUGUCCCUAGAAGGCUUAGCUUCUUUUUGAAUUGUGGUGGGAAAGUGGAAUUGGGUUUUUCCAGUUUUGCUUUGCUGUGUGUGAGAGAUUUUAAAAUGACUUUGGGCUGUGUUUGGCAUGAAUGUCUUGUCUUGUGCAUGUGUUUCACUCCCAAUCCUGUGAUGGCUCACUGAUAGAGUCUUCCUCAGCAUCCCUUCCCUCAACAGGCUUAGUGACCUGCGGAAGAGAGAAAGACAGUGUCUGAAACAGGAUGGCAGAAUAGGCUGAGGACAUGCCCACACUCUGGGUGGGGAAGAGGAGCCUUUCUUUCUGCCAGCUUCAGUAAUAACGCAGAAGCUGGCAGGAGCUCCCACAUCAGAGCAGUACCAACCUUUUUGUCCUUUAAACACGGCAUAUUGAUUAUAUAUAGUUGUGUUGCCUGCUGGAAGGGAGAGAUGGCCUGUUGGAUACAUAUGUGCCAUUUUGGCCAGUAUUUUUAAAAAGUAGGAGCUAAGUUGAUCUAGCAAUUAUUUAAGUACUUAUUGAAAUAGACUUGGGUCUUCAAACUUCUUUAAAAUAUUAGUGAUAGUUUGAGUUAAGCAUUUUAAAGUUGUUUGGUGAUAAAGAGAGAAGCUUAGUGUCUGAGGUUGGAAAUGGUAUAGUCUUCCGCUUUUACGAAGCGCUGUUGUGAUGCUCACAGCACACGGCACUGAGGCAGGAGGUUUGAGUGGAUAUUUCUCACUGGAGCACAAUACUUAGGUGCUCUUCCAACUCACUGCUACUCUCUCUCACUCUUGUUUUGGAUUUUCUCUUUGCACGUUUGAAAUGUUUUAUGAGGAUGCAUCAGAACACUUUUUCUUCUGAGAACUAAGGCUUCCAGAGGACUGACUUUCUACCUGAGGGAGAAGGAAGCAGCUAGAUAUGUCUCUAGCAGGAGGCGUAUGUUUUGUCUUGUUUUGUUUUUUUACAAGGAAGGGUGAAGCCACCAACAUCCCCCGGGGAGCACUAGGAAGGACAUAAAUGUGUUCCUAUCACAGGGCCCUACUUGACCUUUGGUGCCGUGAGAAAGUGAAUAUAAAGCACCAGGCAGAGUGAAAUCCGCCAGGAGUGCCUAGAGAUUUUUCAGAAGCUGCCAACAAGCAUUCUGUUAUUUUUGGAAAGUUCAAAUAUACAGGGACAAGGAGGUUGCUGACUGUACAGAAAGGCUCUAGGCAGAUUUUCUCUUUAAAAAGAAAAAAGAAAAAACUAUUAAAUUAUCAGGGACCGGUCUCAAAGAAAGGGAAAAAAUUUCCCUAGAGUUAAGUUUCCAAAAGUAUCAUUUUAAAAGGUUACACACACACACACAGACACACACACACAUAACUUUAUCAUAGUUGUUUAUUGAAUCAUUUUUUUUUACCUCUCAGAGCUAGUAUAGAUUCUGAGGGACUCUUAUAUUUACCACAACACAAAACAAACAAUAACAACACCACCAAAAACCAUUUUAAAGGUAGCAGGAAAAGCAGAUAGUUUGGGUUAAGGUUGUAUCUAUUUCAGGUUAAUAUUAUGGGUGUCCUACAACACCGAACACAGUUUUUAAUAGUUCAUGGUGGGGAGUACACUAUGGAUCUACAGUUCUUGUCUCCUCAUUGUUGACAUUUAUUUAACAUUUAUAAACAUUAACUUUUUGCAACUGAGUGACUUAAUGUCUGCAGUGUUUGUGUUAGGAAUCUAGCUUUUAUAAUGUUAACUUUUCAACCCAGGUAUUCUUGCUUUGGGAUUUUUUUUUUUAAUUUUAACAUUUUUGAAGUAUGUUAGAGGUGUGCACAAAAAUGCUUUGCAUGUUUUUUGGCCUGUGUGAAUUUGUUUUAGCAAAAUAAAACCCCAAAACGGAUGUGCAAAUACAGA
Molecule: messenger RNA, 4882 nt
Organism: Phacochoerus africanus (Common warthog)
Lineage: Eukaryota; Metazoa; Chordata; Mammalia; Artiodactyla; Suidae
Gene: LDB3
Product: LIM domain binding 3
Exons: 14
Coding region: 131-2299 (722 amino acids)
Biological process (GO): actin cytoskeleton organization; muscle structure development; heart development
Cellular component (GO): stress fiber; adherens junction; filamentous actin
Molecular function (GO): actin binding; muscle alpha-actinin binding
Source: RefSeq, a predicted model, not a curated record